GACAGCUGAAAAAAAAUGCAAAUGGCAGUCCGUGUCACGAACCAACUAACUUAAAAAAAAAAUAAAGUGCAUUUACGAUUAAAUUAAUAUUCCGAUUAUUAAACGGAAAAAGCGGUUGUUUAAGGACCGAAGGCGCGUCGGGGCCCUCACGAUGAACAAAAUGGAGAAACUGCCCAAGCUGGUGGACGUGUAUCAGCCGAAAAACCGACUGGAAUCCAGGCAACUACCCCUGAUGGUGGACGAAAAUUUAACGCUCGUCAUGGAUAUAAAAAACUCAAACUUAAUAUGCGACAACCAGAACUUGAGCCAAAAGGAAUACAAUGAAUUCUCAGCCAAAAUGGGCCUACUGUCCCAAGAAGAAAUAGAAGAUUCCCUCGUUAUCACCAGGAAUGAACUUAUGGAAGUCCUAAAUCAGAGUGUACCUUGCGUAGGGUGUAGGAGAAGCGUUGAAAGACUGUAUUUACAACUGUUACGCUUGAACCACCCGACUUUGGACCCAAUAGUGGUGAGAACGGAUGGCACAAUCACUUUAAGAAAAGAAAAACACACUUAUAACUGUUUGGCUAGUAUAUUUCACGAUCAUGCUCAACGCUUGGAGAUCUUAAUAGAAACCCAACCGAAAAGGAACAAAAAAAGUGUCAGGUGUCUGUUACACUCAUUGGACUCGCAAAGGAGUCGCCCCCUAACCCCCGUAUGGAGAGACAUCUGGGACUGCAUGAAAAUCGACUGUAGAAAAGACGUUUGUAUCAUAGAGGCGUCCAGUUUACACGAAACCCUCGAAAACUACUUGAGGAAACACAGAUUUUGCGGAGAGUGCCGAACGAAAGUCUUAAAGGCUUACACCUUACUGGUGGAGGAUCCGGAACCCACCAAAGAAAAAGGUUACGUGUCCUCCCUGUAUUCGGGCAUCAAGAGGUGCCUACAGGACAAACAUAUUCACCUGAACCCAAAAACCGAAUACAUAACCAAACUUAUUAACCGAGCAGAGCCAGAAUUGCUGGGCAGUCGUAGGGAGAGGCACGCAAAGACUUUGGAAAUUGCCCAGGAGGAGGUGCUCACUUGUCUGGGCAUUUGUAUGUACGAGAGGCUGCACAGGGUCUAUAUGAAAGUCAGGGAGGAAGAACGCACUUGUCAACUAUUUGCCGCGGUAGCGGUGCACACCUUAAACCGUAGCUUCGAGACGGUUAUAGAGAAGGUGCGGGGCAUCUCGCAGUUGGAACUGUUGUACGAGGAGUUCGCGCGCGAAGAACAGGCGAAGCAGAAGCACAAGGAGGCGAAAAAGAUCAGACGUAAGCGACGAAAGGGCAAAAUGUCCGAGGGGGAUGAAAAAGAGGAGAACUGUUGCGGGAUCGGGGAGAAGGGGUGCUCGUGCUCCCCGGUGUCGAUCGGGGGCGGCGGUAAGGAGGUGACGACGUGCGAGGAGGAGGAGGAGGAGUGCGACUGUAGCAGCGAGGAACUGGACGAUUACGAGGAUUGUUCCAAUAAACUUAUCGGUCACGCCAAGGGGAAGUUAAGGUGUAGCAACGAGGUGUGGAUGGACGAGUGUAAAUGUGACAACACCAGUGUAAAGGACCUGAAUAGGAACCGUAAGGAGCCCUCCCUGUGCAAAUGUGAUAUACCAGUGGAUCUAAACAGUAAAAAAGAGUCGGGCUCCUCUUCGGACCAUUCGGCACACGAUUGCGGAUAUUCUUCGGAGAACAACAACGGAUGUUGUGAAACAGGUUCACUGGCGUCGUUGAGUCUGUCGAGUUCUCCCGAGGGAUCGGAGUUAGCCUGUUCGGACACCUGUUGCCAACCGACGACGUUGGAUUUCGGGAGUCAGUGUCGGUUGACCUGCGGCGGCGGAGGCGGACUCACGCUCUUAGAGAUGCUUGAGGUGCACAGUGAGGAGGACGAGGAGUGUUACAUAACGGCGGAGGAGGUGCGGGAGUUCAAGAGUCGCAGCCGGCAGGUGUACGAGAAGCGACUGGAGCUGCGCGAGACCCUCCAGAAGAGGUUCGCGCAGUUCUGCCAUAACGGACCCAGUUUACUCGCCCAAACCAAAUACGCUUCGAAUUAACCCAAUUUUUUUUGUUUGUUUUUUUUUUUUUUGAAUUUUAUUUAAAUAUUCGAGCCUACCGGGAUAGUCUUGUAGUUUAUGGUUUUAUACUUGAAGAUCUUCUUCUUCUUCUUCUUCUUGGUGAGUGAAGAAGCGUAUGGAUCGACGCAGGGUUAAAAGGUCAUUUAAGCCUAGAAGCUGUACUAAGGAAUAAGAGAUUUAUAACUUUUAAGUACAAUUUUACGAUUACAGUACAAUUUAAGUUAUUGGUUUAAUAUAGUCCAUUAAUGGCGUUUUCUCUGAAAUGCGUUUUUAAAAUUGUACUAAUAGGUUCUCGAAAGCAGAUUUAUUUUACGUACAAUAAUGAAAAAUGUAGGUGGGUUUUUAGUACAAUUGAAUCCAUUGAAACCGAUGUUGAUAAAAUUGUUUGCAGUACAAUUUUUUAUUUGCUAUCCUUGAAUUAGCGUUAAAAUUGUACUAGAAUCAGAAAAAAUCUACUAAAAAACCUAGAAAAAAGCUUUAAAAAUUAGAGUAAAAAAGCCUUUAUGCAUGCAUCACUAAAUUUUCCUCGACUAUCUCUAUUUAAAUUGAAAAGUGUCUUAGUGGAAAAAUUGCGUGGUUUUAGUACAAAAAGGCGGUUUUAGUACAAUUAAUAAUUAUUGACUUUUUAAAAAUUGUACUAAAACUAAUAAGUAAGUCCUCAAAGGUAGAUUCAUUUGACGUGUAAUGAUUUAAAAUAUAAGUAGAUUUUAGUACAAGUUUUUCAUGACUGAUCAAAUUGUACUAAAACCGACUUAUACGUGACCAGUCUUUGGCCACGCACAAAUUAAUUCCAGUACAAUUUUUGAAUAAUUGUCCUUGAAUUGGCGUUUAAAUUGUACUAGAAUCUUGAAAAAAUUGUACUAAAACCACCAUAAUAUGACGAGGACUUUCUAGUGAAAGACCUUUGUACUAAACGUAGCCGAACGCCAAAUAUUCCUCUUAACUGAUUAACAAUUACGGUACAAUUCACAUUGGUUUAGUACAAUUCUUAACGGCGUUUUCCCUUAAGAAAUUGUACUAAAAUAAUUCUUGUAAUAAUAAGUAGGUUUUAGUACAAUUUUGUUCACGUUUUACAAAACUAACUAAUUAAUAAAUUCUCAAGGGCGGAUCUAUUUAAAGCCUUAUUAUGGAAGACAAGUAGGUUUUAGUACAAUGUUUUCAUAUAUGACAAAAUUGUACUAAAACCUACUUAUGCGUGGCUAACCUUUAACUAUUUAAAAUUGAUUUCAGACAAAUUUCGUAAUAGAUGUACUAGUUAAAAUUGUACUGAAAACCAGCUUAUAACAAAUACUUUCUUGUACAUUUUUUUUUAUUUCUCGUCACCUAUUUAAGACAAUUGGAGUAAUGACGAAAUGUACUAAAGCCAGAGGCCUAAAACUCCUCUAAAGUAAUCAACAAAUUUAGUACAAUUCAAGUUGGGUUUAGUACAAUGCUUAGGGGCCUUUUUUUCUGAAUUACGUUAUAAAAAUUUCAGUUCAAUUUUUUCGUGAUUGGCCAAAUUGUACUAAAACCAACCUUGUUACCAAAACCAAAUUAAUUAAGUUUAAAUUGUACUAGAAUCAUGGAACAAGCAUAAAUAAUUCAGUGAUGCGAGGCCUCUGGCCACGCAUAAGGUGCUUAUAAUAGUACAACUUUUAAUGCUAUUUCCGUUAUUUUAGUACAAUUUUUAUGCAAAUUCAAGGAUAGCUAAUGACAAAUUGUACUGGAAGCAAGUUGUUCGGGAACAAACAAGUUCAAGUACAAUUUUUAAAGCUUUUCUCACGAUUCUAGUACGGAAAUUCAGGUAUACCUGUAAAAAAACUGUACCAGAAUUAAGUUGUGCGUUGCCAAAGGUUGCAUCACUUAGUGAUUGGUUUUAGUACAAUUUUUUUUAAAUAAAUGGGAAAUGCUUUUUAAAAAUGUACUAAAAAAAGAGACCAUUUUGUACCCAUUUUCCAUUUAGGACACUUUUUAAUUAAAAUGAAAAUAACAAAUACAUUUAAAUGAACUUCUACCCUCGUUGGGCAUGCGCUUCCUUUAGUACAAACACUUUAAAAAAUUGUACUAAAAUCACCCUGAACCUGCCCUAAAAUAGUCUUGUCUUUUGUUUUUUUGUUGAAACAUUUUAACCGGACACGCCCCUUAAUAUACAGGGCGAGGCAAGGAAUCUACUUUAAUUUAAACAGCUUACGCUUGUACAAUACGACGGUGCCCGUAGUAGAAUUCAAAUAAGGAAAAACCAGUAUACGGGGAGCGUAUAGAACAGAUCAUAAACCGGACUUAUACCCGCGUAUCUACGUGUUAUCAAAUUGUGUAUUUGUUGCAUUCCAUAAUUUGGGUUUUACGAAAACUGUUAUGAUAUGAAGUCGUUUCUUUCUUUUGUAUUUAACCGCGCGGGUACGCGUAAUCCGGAUCGACCCGCGUCGGUUCAGUUCUUGUAUUUAAGUCAUAAAUAAACGAUAUUGAAUAAUUUAAAGGAAA
Messenger RNA from Anthonomus grandis grandis, 4540 nucleotides. RefSeq names its product gametogenetin-binding protein 2-like. Gene Ontology annotation, cellular component: cytoplasm; nucleus. The transcript has 10 exons. The coding region runs from base 152 to 2059 and encodes 635 amino acids. NCBI's taxonomy places the organism in Eukaryota, Metazoa, Arthropoda, Insecta, Coleoptera, Curculionidae. The record is from RefSeq and is a predicted model, not a curated record.